AUGGGGACGGACUACUAUGGGAUUUUGGAGGUUGACAAGAAUGCCUCAGAUGAAGAAUUGAAGAAAGCUUACAGAAAGCUUGCAAUGAAAUGGCACCCUGAUAAGAACCCAACCAACAAGAAAGAGGCUGAGAUUAAAUUCAAACAGAUAUCUGAAGCCUACGAGGUUCUAAGUGAUCCCCAGAAGAGAGCAAUUUAUGACCGGUAUGGAGAAGGUGGCCUUAAAGGUGGAAUGCCGACAACAGAUGAAGGUGUGGCUUCCUUCUUCCGAACUGGGGAUGGCCCUCCACCAUUUAUGUUCAAUCCCAGAAAUGCAAACAACAUUUUUGCAGAAGUGUUUGGGAAUUCGAACCCCUUUGGAGGAAUGGGAAUGGGGUUUGGCUGUGGUGGCAGAGGCAGAGGUAUGGGCAUGAGUGGUGGAACGUGGGUAUCAAGGUCCUUUGGUGGAAUGUUUGGCAGUGACAUGUUCGGAGAAGGCAGGCCAAUGAAUCAAGGUCCACGCCGCAAGGCUCCUCCCAUCGAAAAUACAUUACUUUGCAGCCUUGAGGAGCUCUACAAGGGGAGUACCAGAAAGAUGAAAAUCUCAAGGGAAAUUACACAUACAAGCGGGAGAGUAUUUCCUGUGGAGGAAAUAUUGAACAUUGUUAUCCAACCAGGCUGGAAGAAGGGAACCAAAAUCACUUUCCCAGAGAAAGGAAAUGAACAGCCAAAUGUCAUUGCAGCAGAUCUUGUGUUUAUUAUUGAUGAGAAACCUCACAGUAUGUUUACAAGAGUUGGUAAUGAUUUGGUUGUGACGCAAAAGAUAUCACUUACAGAAGCUGAAGCUCUACCAGGCUACACCAUCCAACUUACAACUCUUGAUGGCAGGGGUCUGACCAUCGCCAUAAACAAUGCCACUGAUCCAGAUUACGAAGAAGUCAUCACUGGGGAAGGCAUGCCGAUUUCCAAAGAUCCUUCAAAGAGGGGUAACCUUAGGAUCAAAUUCAAGAUCUAA
Sphenostylis stenocarpa is the source of this 993-nucleotide messenger RNA. The record is from the annotation of a GenBank genome assembly. Lineage: Eukaryota; Viridiplantae; Streptophyta; Magnoliopsida; Fabales; Fabaceae.